AAAAUAAAUUAAGAUGCUGCUAUUUUGUGUCCAAAGAAUUUAGAAAAGUUUACAAUAUUUUUAUCAGUAGUAUGGGUUAUAAAUUCUUUGCUGUAUGUGAUGGACAUGGAUAAUAUGUUCAUAUGGUUUCCAAUUAAAUUAAAUAAUAAUUGCCAAAACAUCUAGGAUAAUAUUUGAAAGAGUUAGGUUAUAUAGAGAAUCAAAUUUUAAAAGCUUUUGAAAUAACAAACAAAGAAUUGUGUUAUUCUGAAAUUGAUACAAACCUAUCUGGAUCAACAACUGUAUCUUUACUUAUUAUAAAAGAUAUUGUAUAUUAAAAAAUAAAAUAGAUAUACUCUGCAAAUGUUGGUGAUUCUAGAGCUAUUAUGUGUAAAUUUGAUAAUGGAUGGACAGUAAUAGAAUUGAGUAGAGAUCAUAAACCAGAGGAUCCAUAAAAAAAAAAAAAGGAUUUUGGAUGCAGGUGGAAGAGUUGAAUAAUAAAAGGGUUGUGAAUCUAUUGUUAUCAAUAGAUUAUCAUUGAAAUGGGAUAGGACCAGAUA
Molecule: messenger RNA, 539 nt
Organism: Paramecium primaurelia
Lineage: Eukaryota; Ciliophora; Oligohymenophorea; Peniculida; Parameciidae
Source: the annotation of a GenBank genome assembly